Molecule: messenger RNA, 2528 nt
Organism: Pseudomyrmex gracilis
Lineage: Eukaryota; Metazoa; Arthropoda; Insecta; Hymenoptera; Formicidae
Gene: Phm
Product: peptidylglycine alpha-hydroxylating monooxygenase
Exons: 3
Coding region: 105-1106 (333 amino acids)
Biological process (GO): peptide metabolic process
Cellular component (GO): membrane; extracellular region
Molecular function (GO): oxidoreductase activity, acting on paired donors, with incorporation or reduction of molecular oxygen, reduced ascorbate as one donor, and incorporation of one atom of oxygen; copper ion binding
Source: RefSeq, a predicted model, not a curated record
UCGAGUAUAGUCGUGGACGAAUGUCAUAUUGAGCGAUUCCCGACGUUUGACAGAUGGACACCUUGAUAACGGCCGAUAGUGAAUAGAAAUUAUUAGUUUUGAAAAUGUGGGAAGGAUAUUUGUUGACGUGUUGUUUCCUAUUCGUGAUUUCUUUCAAGCUCACGUGUUGUUACAAUGAGAAAGGAAAGUAUGCGUUGCUUAUGCCGAAUGUCCGGCCGAACAGACCUGAAUUAUAUCUGUGCACUCCAGUGAGAGUAGAUUUUACACAAAGUUAUUAUAUCACGGGUUUUGAGCCAAAUGCAACAAUGGCAACUGCGCAUCACAUACUUGUUUACGGCUGUAUCAAACCCGGCAGUUCAAAACCAGUGUGGGAUUGUGGAGAAAUGACUUCCUCCUUAAGCAGAGAUACAGCAUCUCCUUGCAGUAAAGGAUCUCAAAUUAUAUAUGCAUGGGCAAGAGAUGCUCCUAAGUUGGAUUUACCAAAUGGAGUGGGCUUCCAAGUCGGUGGCGAUUCUCCCAUACAAUAUAUCGUUCUACAGGUGCAUUACGCACACAUCGAUCGUUUUAAGGAUGGCAGUACAGACGAUUCAGGUGUAUUUCUGCAUUAUACAACGCGACGAUUAAACAAAUUGGCCGGUGUUAUUCUAUUGGGCACAGGUGGUUUCAUACCUCCCAGACAAACGGAACACAUGGAGACAGCUUGCCUUAUAAAAGAGAAUAAAACUAUUCAUCCGUUUGCUUAUAGAACGCAUACUCAUUCGUUAGGAAAAGUAGUUUCAGGCUACGUUGUAAAACCGAAUUACGAAUGGAUCGAAAUCGGUAAGAGGGAUCCAUUGACUCCUCAGAUGUUUUAUCCUAUAACUAACAAAGUGCCAAUCACGUUCGGCGAUAGACUGGCAGCUCGCUGCACAAUGGAAAGCACACGUAACAGACCCACGUAUAUAGGUAGUACGAACGAGGAUGAGAUGUGUAAUUUAUAUGUCAUGUAUUACGUGGAGAAUGACACUCCACUAACGCAAAAGUACUGUUUUACCAGUGGACCACCUUUAUAUUAUUGGAAUCAAGAGCUAGUUAAUAUUCCCGAUGAAGAGGCAUCUUCGUUAUAAUACAUUCUGAUCUGUGUCAUAUCUGACACCUUAAUCGGUUUUUGUUUUUCUGUGGAGUAUUCAGUAAAAUGAUAAACGCAGACUAUUUGAACAUAUUCCCCGGUGAAAUGACAGCUUUUUUUUUUUUUUUUGUAUCAGACCGUCCUCUAAUAUUAUUAAUGUAGAAUAGAUGUUUUAGUAUUUUGAUAUUUUAAUUUUAAUAUUUAUUCUUUUUUAUGAUGCAAUUGCUUAUAAAAACACAUGCUUCCAGUUUGUUUUUUUAGAUUUGUUGAUAAUAUAUUUAUAUAUUUUUAUCGAACAUUAUUUAGAAAAUCUAGCUCUAUAUCUCAGUAGGUUGAAAUUUGUUAUUUGUCUGACAUAUAGACGAAAAGUGUUUCCUAACUUUCGACUUUCAAAGAGAUUGAAAUAGAAGUACUGUGGACAGGGUACGUUGUACUUAAUUUACAUAAUUACUUCUCUGAAAGAUUUGACACUUUUUUUUUAAUUGUAAAAGUGCAAUUAUUUUUUCGUGUGAUUUCUAAAGUGAUUGUUUAAACUGUUGUAAUUUGUACUCUAAAUAGUCAAACACUGUGCAAAUGCAAUAUGCGAAAUUUUUGUGACAGAAACUAGUCUACUUAUUUUACAUCUACUUAUUUGAUUCUGUUUUAUCAAUAUACUUAGUAAAAGAUUACGUGUUAACAUUAAUAAUUUAAUUUCAAAUCUGUGUGUGUUGUGUUUAUUUAUUUAACUCAAGUUAUUAUACGCAUAUGUUAUAUUUCCGAGCGCCAUGCGAAUAUAUUUUCAUAAGUAAACUUAGGCCUACUGUUUCAGUUAAUAUUUAUGAGUAUGCGUUAUUUAUCGUUAAUGUUAUUGAAGACAAUAUGCAACGCAUCGUUAUGUUAACAAGAAUUAUACCACAGACUUACAUGAUACACUCUUACGUAUAUGAUUAAUUUUAAGUAAUUUAAUCUUUUGCAAUCUCAUGUUUGAGAUAAACUCAUUUUAUGACAUUAAUGUUUUACGAUUUUUUCGUAACAUUUCCGAGUAUAAGUCCUAAUUAUUUCAGUUAAAGUAUAUAUGGACCGUAAAAGGUUAAAGAAGUUUUUUUUUUUAAACUAGUGUACUUAAAUAUAUAAUUUAUUUUCAUACAUUCUAAAACUUCCGAAAAAAGGUCGGAAAUCUUCGUAAAAAAAUACAGUCCUUUCCACUUCCAGUGUUUAGUAUAAAUGUAUAAUAUCUAUGUAUAUUUUACUUAAGAAGACCAGAUUUUUCAGAAUAAUACGCGACCAACCGACGUGUAACAUUAAAACCUAAUUAUUGUGUUAGUGCAUGCAGUUUUCGAUUUUAAUCAGUAACUUACAAAGAAGAAUAUCUUUCAAAUUGAUGAUUUCUUCCGGGCGAAGCGUCAAGUAAAUCAAUAAAAAUAAAAAUCUUUUUUAUGUA